AUGACACGUGCAACACGUAACCAAGCAAUGGAGGAGGAACAGGCCGGCCGCCGCGCGACAAGGAGGACGUCUAAACAAAUCGAUAGGGAGUGUGGUGGCGGCGCUAAAAAAACUAAUGCGUUCGUCGCUCGUGGCAUUGGGAAGAAGAAAGCGGCAGCAAAAAAGGUCGCGCGCGGUCAACAGGAGGCCGGCAAGAAAGCGGAAGACAAGGGCCCUAAACCAACGCCACGCAAGCGUGUUUCUACAGUGAACAAAGAUGCGGAUGUUGCCUUUGCUGGAACCGAGCCCGGUCCGAGUAAAGACGGCACCACUGGCGGCAACGAAGAUCCGAGGCGAGGGAGCGCAAGUCUUGCACUCCCGUCGGCGGAGAUGGAGGGAUCGGCGACGGAGGGAAAUCACGGAGGCGAUCCCCGCGCCGAGCAUGCCGCAACCAAGGAGUCCGAGGCAGCGGCAACGCAACACCAUCUGACGCUACUCCAGCCGACCGUGGUCGAAGUUUCUGCAGCCGUGCUGGAUAAGGACAAGGUGGGGGAGCACGAGUCAGUGGGGCUGGUCGGUGGCUCUCCAUCUUCUGGUGGACGGGGGAGGCGUAGGCAGAGGAAGAGCGAUGGGGAGGACGAUUAUGAAACCGCCGUGCCCGGGGACUUCAUUACGCGGGCGAAGAGGCGGCAGACGACAGGUAGUGCUGACGACGCCGGAGGCGCGGCAGUUGGGACACCGCGAGGCGUCAAGGAAGCUACUGGCAAGGCGGGCGGUCAAGCAUUGCGCCAGAAGGGCCGACCCGUAGCAAGAAAAGCAUCCGGCGGAAGGAGAGGCAAGAAAGCAGCGACGGGAACAAAGCCAAAACGGGGCGAUGAAGACCCCGGUGAUGCGGAGGAGGAGGAGGAUGAGGAGGAGGAUGCGGAGGGAGAGGAGGAUGAAGAUGAAGCGGAGGAGGAUGACGCGGAUGUUGGGGAGGAUGAAAAAGAUAAGAAUGAUGGCGAGGAGGACGAGGAGGAGGAGGAGGAGGAGGAGGAGGAGGAGGAGGAGGAGGAGGAUGAUGAGGAGGAGGAGGUGGAGGAGGAGGAGGAGGAGGAGGAGGAGGAGGAGGCAGAGGAGGAGGAGGAGGAGGAGGAGGAGGAGGAGGCAGAGGAGGAGGAGGAGGAGGAGGAGGAGAGGGUGACGACGAGGAGGAAGUGGAGGAGGAGGAGGAGGAGGAGGAGGAGGAGGAGGAGGAGGAGGAGGAGGAGGAGGAGGAGGCAGCGGAGGAGGAGGAGGAGGAGGAGGAGGAGGAGGAGGAGGAGGAGGAGGAGGAUGUGGCGCCAGGCGGUCUCCCCUCUCGCCAAUCCUUCGCGCGGGCAUCAGGCAGGCAGUUAUGCCAAUCCCUUCCCUGAGCUCCCCUUUUCCCGCCAGCGUGAUAGUGUGAGGGCACACGGGACUGCUGCAGAAGACGUUGAUCCCCUUGGCCAGAGGGGGGAUUCUUCACACCCUUUUCCUCCGCUCAUGGGUGCCCUAGCUCGGCCUGCGUCGUGGAGUACCUGCCAGCUAGGCCGGCGGGUCGGCAGCCCUGCCUAUGGCUGGUACCCCGCCGCCGAUGAGCGCCGUGGACAAGGCACGAGUGCUAGUGUUGCAGGAGACAAACCCAUUCUCGGUAUGUGGCGGGCCACAUGGGGAGGGUUGGGGUUGACGUGGCAACAAGGGCGGGGUUGGGGCUGA
Molecule: messenger RNA, 1695 nt
Organism: Closterium sp. NIES-65
Lineage: Eukaryota; Viridiplantae; Streptophyta; Zygnematophyceae; Desmidiales; Closteriaceae
Source: the annotation of a GenBank genome assembly